Neoarthrinium moseri is the source of this 1875-nucleotide messenger RNA. RefSeq lists its product as uncharacterized. The record is from RefSeq and is a predicted model, not a curated record. The transcript is spliced from 2 exons. The coding region runs from base 1 to 1875 and encodes 624 amino acids. NCBI's taxonomy places the organism in Eukaryota, Fungi, Ascomycota, Sordariomycetes, Amphisphaeriales, Apiosporaceae. Gene Ontology annotation, cellular component: TRAPPII protein complex; trans-Golgi network. Gene Ontology annotation, biological process: intra-Golgi vesicle-mediated transport.
AUGGCGGGUUCUCAAACGAACCCCGGCAUCCCAACCAGCACAGGGGUCGACUUCAUAGACAGCUCGACUCUGACCUACUUCAUCCCCCUUGCCACGGAUUUCGAUGUGGAAGCUGCUCUCCAAGGAGCGCAGAAGGGAAGCGACGCUCUGAAGGCCGUAGAAGGCCGCGAGUCGCUGUUCUUUGAUGAGUCCGUCGAUGUCUACCUCGCCCUGAAGACCCCCGCCGUCGACGAGAAUCUCCUUCGGCUUUCCCUCAGAAGGCUGGUCUUGUCCGUUGAGGCUAAAGUCGUCAACAGCAGUGCCCCUGACCGCGACAGUCCACCCGCCUCAGAGGCCAUAUACCUAGAAUCCGUUCAAGACACAGGUUCCCCGUUGGUUAUCACUCCCAAUGAUGGAACUCAAGACGGCUCCGGCGACGGGGAAGGGUCUAUGCUAGUCAUUUGGAAGCUCCCGGUCAUGAUGGCCCGGCCACGUAUAAGGUUACACGCGCCUUCGGUUGUGUUUACCGCAACGGCAAGCUUGAAACCUGCAGAAGCCUCCUUUUCGAGCCACCUGCUGGACGGCUACCUCCCCAGUGGAGUAGCAUCUGGCCUGAAUCUUCUAGAGUCCUUCGGCAGCGAUCCCGUCCUCAGCGGCAUACAGCCUCGACUGUCUGCGUUGCGCGUAUCUCGGGUCGCACCCCUGACACAGCAAGCCAAAGAUCUCCUACAGCCGAUCAAGGCGGCGCCGAAACAGUUGUCAUUACGCAUAUUCCCAGCAGUACAUUCACGGAUCCGCUUCGCAAGACCCACGACGACGCCGCCAAGUCCCGCCAUCAUAGCCAUGCUCGAGGUCGACUUCACGCCGUUCUUCGAGUGUGAAAUAGCAUUGACCUCCAUAGACCUGUCUGUUAUUGAAGGCAACGUGGAAGAUUUGACAAACCAACCCGGCAUGGCACUGCCCAUGUCCUGUGUCGCACACGACCAUAUCACUUUUCUGUAUCGGAUUACACCCGAAGACGCAGACACCAUUUCUAGAAACCCCACGCGAGAUCUCAGCAUCAAGAUUGAGAUGACCGCCUUGGAACAGCCUAAAGUAUGCACACCGAAGAUGACGAUGGCUUGGACUACAACGGUAGAUUUCACGCUCCCAGUCAACCCAGGCUUCGGCUCGGCAAUGCAGCCUAUUCAGCGCUCGCAUAGGCCUAGCCAACUGUCUAUAAACAGCAUGACGUCUCUGGUCGCCCCUUCAGUCUCUCGGCCAGAUGCCUUGCCAGCUCUUGAGGCUGCAGGAAACAAGAUGGAUGUUCCUAUCCCGGAUCUUGGGAUCACCGUGACCUUUGCCGCCCCGCCCCCGGCACAGAAGAUCUAUCCGGGUGAUGUCUUCGUCUGGACGGUAUUUGUGGUCAACCGCACCGCGCCUAACGUGCCCACCUCGCCGCGGAAAAUGGCUUUGGUGGCGAUCCCCAAGCGCAGGAGAAACGAGAGCAGAAUCAACAGACCCCCUUCGGUUUCUUAUCCAGGAGGGGCCGCAGCCCAUGGAGCUUCGCAGCCUAGGACGCCGCGGGACCGGAGCAUAGCCGACGCCGUCCUGGACGAUAAUGUCGUUCACGCCAUGCAGAGGAGCAGCAUUGUCGAUAGCGCCGAGAUGGUCUGCCUCAGUGCCGACGUCAGAGUCGGCCCGUUGGCGCCCGGCUCCUGCCAUGUCGCGGAGUUGCGCUUCAUGGCGUUGAAGUCGGGCAUUAUCGGGAUCGAGGCGAUCAGAGUCGUAGAUCUGGGCACCACAGAGCACGUGGAUAUUCGAGAGCUGCCUACGGUUCUAGUUGAACAGGACGAAACAGGAAUUGGAGGCGGUCUUCGCCGUAACAGCGAUCAACUUGUAACGGCCAGCGCCUGA